AUGGCAAGUUCCCAUAGUUUUGUUAACCUCUUAGCGAGUCAAGGAUCAGUCGACCUUGACUCAGUAGAAACUCCUUUGUUUAGUAGCCAAUGUCCUGAAGAGUCUAGUGUUAAAGAGAGGAGAAAGUGGACUGUGAAGGAUGAUAUAAUUCUCAUUGGUGCUUGGCUCAACACCAGCAAAGAUUCAAUAGUUAGUAAUGAACAAAAAGCUGGUGCCUUCUGGAAGAGGAUUGUCGACUAUUACAACUCCAGUCCUCUCCUGGUUGGGACAGUGCCAAGAGAACUAGGUCAAUGCAAGCAAAGAUGGGCUAGGAUCAAUGAUUUAGUCUGUAAGUUUGCUGGAUGCUACGACAUGGCACUGAGGGAGCAGAGAAGCGGGCAGAAUGAGAACGAUGUGAUGAAGCAAGCGUUGGAUAUCUUCUACAGUGACCAGAACAUGAAGUUCAACUUGGAACAUGCCUGGCGGGAGCUUAGGCACGAUGUUAAAUGGUGCGCAACGUAUCUGGAGAAGGACAAGGAUAAGCGAAAACCAGGGGAUUCUCCAGUUCCAGAGCCAGAAGAGAGACCUAUAGGGGUUAAAGCUGCUAAGGCUGCAGGGAAGAGGCUUAAAACGGGAAAAGAAGAAGAAUUGUCGAAGCUACAAGGACUGUUGGAGACGAAAAAACUAAUCUCCAAGCAAAGUUUGCUAGAAAGUUUGCUUGCAAAGCCCGAGCCUCUCUCUGAGAUGGAAUUAGCUCUCAAAAUGAAACUUUUAUCUGAAAUGUUGUCCUGA
Brassica napus (rape) is the source of this 771-nucleotide messenger RNA. RefSeq names its product glutathione S-transferase T3-like. Bases 1 to 771 code for a protein of 256 amino acids. The record is from RefSeq and is a predicted model, not a curated record. NCBI's taxonomy places the organism in Eukaryota, Viridiplantae, Streptophyta, Magnoliopsida, Brassicales, Brassicaceae. The transcript has a single exon.